Meloidogyne enterolobii is the source of this 1033-nucleotide messenger RNA. The record is from the annotation of a GenBank genome assembly. Lineage: Eukaryota; Metazoa; Nematoda; Chromadorea; Rhabditida; Meloidogynidae.
UAUUUAAUUAAACAAAUAAAAGAAGAGAGGAAUAAAUACGUAACCAAAGGAAAUGAGUAUUGCCUGGUUUGAUGCGUUUCGGGAAAAUGGGGCUCCAACUUGGUAUGGUGACAACACUCCAACUCCAGUACUAUUUGAUUUGGGUCUAGCAAUAUUAGUUUGGUUAUUUGCAACACCAACAAUUGCCUUUAUUUUAAUAUUGCCAGGAAUUCGCCGUUUACGUGCACUCUCCACAUUUUGUUUUUUAUUUUCAAUGUCUAUAGGGGCGUCUCUAGCCCUUUCUCUAAAUUACCCAGGAUGGCAUUAUGGAGAAAUCAAAAUAUUUACAACCUUGAGAGCACAUUCUAGACAGAGAAUAGAGGCUACUUUGGGUGUUAAUGUUGGUUUAACACAUGUUAAUAUUACUUUAAUAAGUGAUCCUCAGGAACAAUUAUUCCCUUUAAAUACAACAAAUCAACAAAUAAACAGAGAAUUAAAGCUUCCACAAAUUGCAGAAAGUGAUAUUUCUAAAUUAUUAUUUGGGAAUUCUUUGAAUAAUACAAACUUGACUUUAUUUCAAAAUGAACAAAUUGAAGAAGAAUUUUAUUCACAAAAUUCCAAAUUAAUUUAUAAUGAAAGAUUUGAAUUUGAUGAUGUAAGUGGAAUGGAAGUUGGAGAAGUUUUACAGAAGGGUCUUCCUUUCCCUAUACUACGCGUUAUGGAAUAUUUAAGUGUGGACAGAACUGGAUUUUUGUGGGGGAAACAAUAUAGACUAGCUGGGUAUUAUACUAUGGCUGCUUUAUGGUUAGCAUUCGCCUUGUGGUUAUUACAAUUAAUAUUUUUGUGUGCAGUCCCAAGCAAAUUUGGCCAAAUUUCUCUAUUUUGUGGACUAACCUCUUUAUUUGCUGAUUGUGUUUAUGCCUGGUAUACACCUGGGGCAAAUGAUUUUUUCUUAAUGUUUCCAGGGCCAAUAAAUGAUGAUUCUAAUCCACAAAAAUUACAUUUUCAUUUAUCUACUUGUUUUUACAUUAUUUUACUUUCAGGUAUUUUUUAA